AGUCGAUAGUUGCCUGAAUAAGCUAGAGCGUCACUUGAGCUGCAGAGAUGUUGGAAGAAGAUAUGGAAGUGGCCAUCAAGGUGGUGGUAGUAGGAAACGGAGCUGUUGGAAAGUCCAGUAUGAUUCAGCGAUAUUGCAAGGGGAUUUUUACAAGAGACUACAAGAAAACUAUUGGUGUAGAUUUCCUGGAAAGACAAAUCCAAGUUAAUGAUGAAGAUGUCAGGCUGAUGUUAUGGGACACCGCGGGGCAAGAAGAAUUUGAUGCAAUAACUAAGGCCUACUAUCGAGGAGCCCAGGCUUGUGUUCUUGUUUUUUCUACAACUGACAGAGAGUCCUUCAAAGCAAUCCCUACCUGGAAGGAAAAAGUCGUGACCGAAGUUGGAGACAUUCCCACAGUUCUUGUGCAGAACAAGAUUGAUCUUCUUGAUGACUCUUGCAUACAGAAUGAAGAGGCAGAAGCACUGGCAAAAAAGCUAAAAUUAAGGUUCUACCGAGCAUCGGUGAAGGAAGACCUCAACGUAACUGAAGUUUUUAAAUAUUUGGCUGAUAAAUAUCUUCAAAGGCUCAAGCAACAAACAGCUGAAGAUCCAGAAGUACUACAUACAAGCAGUAACAAGAUUGGUGUUUUUAAUACAGCUGGUGGAAGUCACUCCAGCCAAAAUUCUAGCACUCUUAAUGGUGGAGAUGUCAUCAACCUUAGACCAAACAAACAGAGGACCAAGAAAAGCAGAAGUCCCUUCAGCAACUGCAGCAUACCUUAGAGCACUUUUGGAGGGGAGAACAACCCACAAGCCAGUGAAUUGGAUGAAGUUGUGCAAUUGAACACAGAGUAAAGCCAGCUGUAGAGGUAUUUUCACCAGUGCUUUAGCGAAUCUUGGGCCUACGGGAUCCUUGACGGAGGGUGGAUUUAUAUAAGUUGCUGAUGCAGUGGGGUUUGGUGUGUAGAGCGAGACACCUGCUGGCAAAACAGAACCGUGGCUCCAUGUGCACUUUGUAAAA
Eurypyga helias (sunbittern) is the source of this 999-nucleotide messenger RNA. RefSeq names its product RAB23, member RAS oncogene family (gene RAB23). Lineage: Eukaryota; Metazoa; Chordata; Aves; Eurypygiformes; Eurypygidae. Gene Ontology annotation, molecular function: GTP binding; GTPase activity. The coding region runs from base 48 to 761 and encodes 237 amino acids. The transcript has 6 exons. The record is from RefSeq and is a predicted model, not a curated record.